AUGGCUAAUUCUCCAGUUACUAUCGACAAGGAUUCCAAUACUAAAAUUAAUCAACUCGUGGAUAUGGUAAAGGACUUGAAAAACCAACAAAAUAAAAUUGUCGUAUCUUUAAACUCGUAUCGUGAUGCUAUUAAGGCGCAAGAAAAAAAAAUCGAUCUACUAUCUACUCAGUUAACUGAAGUCCUGGAUGAUAAUAAAUCAUUAAGGAUAAAAGUUGAACAACUUGAAACUAAAUUAUUGGAUAUAGAACGUACUCAAAAUACCGAACCAUUGGUUGCUACGGCUCAGGAAAAAGUUUAUUCUGAACUUUUGGAUCGUCAAUCUCGAGCACGCAAUGUAAUCUUGUUUAAUGUUCCCGAACCUUCUGUACCAGGUCAAUCACAAGAUACUUCAACUGCCAAGGAUAUACUUAACACCAUCGGUAUACAAACUAUUCCAGUGUCUAUUCAUCGAUUAGGUAAACUCUCAAAUAAACCUCGUCCACUACGUGUCACUCUUCCUAACUCAUCUGACGUCUUCAAAGUUUUAAGAGUGAAAAGGCAACUACUAAAUGUAAGCAAUCUAAAUGCUAUUCGAAUUUCAUCUGAUCAAACCCUGCAACAACGUAAAUAUUUUGCAUCUACUAUGGCUGUAUUGAAAAAUCGGAGGGAUUCUGGUGAAAGCGAUUUAUUUAUUAAAUAUAUAAACGGUUUGCCGACUAUCUUAAAAAACGACAGAGCAAACGCAAAAUUUUAA
Macrosiphum euphorbiae (potato aphid) is the source of this 735-nucleotide messenger RNA. The record is from the annotation of a GenBank genome assembly. Lineage: Eukaryota; Metazoa; Arthropoda; Insecta; Hemiptera; Aphididae.